AGCCGCUUCUGCUUCACUUCGCGGAAUCCAGCGCCAUGGAUUGGAAUUGCACGAGCUGCGGUGACUUCCAGUUUGGCAGGAACACCCAGUGCCGCCGCUGCGGCGCUGCAAGGCCCGGACCUAGCGCGGGGAGCGCCCCACCCGCAGGCCGGCCAGGAGAUUGGAUCUGCCCCGGCUGCCAGGGCCUGGUUUUCGCCAGCAAGGACACCUGCCGAAAAUGCGGCACCAGUCGGCCAACAGGGACUUCCAGCUCCGCUGCUACAGGGAUUCCCAGCUCCGCUGCUACUGGGGCUUCUAGCUCCGCUGCUGUAGGAGAUUGGACCUGCCCUGGCUGCAAGGGCCUGGUCUUUGCCAGCAAGGCCAAUUGCUGGAAGUGCGGCACGGCCAAGCCAACACACCCGUGUGCUUCAGCAGUCCCGCCUGCUUCAGGCGAUUGGACCUGUGCCUGUGGCGAUUUGGUCUUCGGCAGCCGAGGCUCCUGCCGCAGAUGCGGCGUGGCCAAGCCUUCGGCGCUGGCGUCGGCGGCUGCGGCGCCUUCGGGGGGCCGGCCCGGAGAUUGGACGUGCACCUGCGGGGAGUUGGUGUUCGCCAGAAACAGCCACUGCCAUCGCUGCGGCGCUUCCAAGCGCGUGGAGCUCUCGAAGACGGUGGACUUCCCGGACGACUGGAAGUGCCCGAAAUGCCAGGACCACCAGUUUGCGCGCAACGAGAUUUGCCGCCGCUGCGGGGAGCCGCGCCCCACCUGGCUGGGUGCCGCCAUGGGUCUGGCGCCCCCCAGCUACUGGGAGACCAUGGACGCGGACGGGCCGCCCUGGCGAGUGGUGGCCGCAAGCCCCGAGGAGUCGGAGGUGCUGAAGCUGGCCAUGGUCUCAGGAGCCUCGCUUGGCGGGCGUGACCAACGAUCUCCGCUCACAUACAAAGGCUUCGCGUUGCAUGCAGCGUGGCGUGUGCAGCAUGCAGGACUCUGGGGCAAGUAUGCCAUGGAGCGCGAGAACUUGCGGAAGAUCGAUCUGAAGUCCUUGCCCAGCGUUGAAAGGGUGAAGCUGCGCCAAGAGUUCGUAGAUGUGGCCUCAAGGCUCCCUGCGGCGUUGGACAGCCAGCUGAACGAGGUGUUCCUGUCGCAUGGCACCCGGCCCGAGAGCAUUCUGGCGAUCCUGAGCGGUGGCCUCAACGAGCGGUUCAGCGGGGGCCUCUUCGGCAAUGGCACCUACCUGGCUGAGGACAUCGGGAAGAACGACCAGUACUGCACACCGGACAAGAGCUUGGGCGAGCACAAGGAGCUUCAUAAGCUGCUCUUCGACGACACUGGCAUCCAGCAUCCAGGCAAUCUGUGCUACAUCCUGGUGUGCCGGGCCUUGCUGGGAUGCUACAUUCGAACGAAGGAUGGUGACAGAGACCUGGAUGCGUCCCGGUCAAUCUGGUCCUCGGCCCAGCGAGAGCUGGCCCUGAUCCCGGACUCCAAUCCGCCAGUACUUCACCAUAGCCUCAUCGCUGAAACCGGAGGUCGCAUUGCACGUUUUCGCGAGUUCAUCAUUUACCACGGCGCUCGCAUCUACCCUGAGUACCUGGUGGCCUACCGGCGCGUAUAAGGUGAGAUGUGCAGAAGCAGAGGCUCAGCAGCCAGAGAUCUGUAAGGGUGUAUGACUCCAGGGUGGUCCUUAUAGC
This is a messenger RNA of Effrenium voratum, 1665 nucleotides long. Lineage: Eukaryota; Dinophyceae; Suessiales; Symbiodiniaceae. The record is from the annotation of a GenBank genome assembly.